UUUAUGCCAUGUUUCCCAACUCUCCCAUUUUCUCGAUUCAAAUUCUUGAAGAAGAUAGAGAGAGAUAUAAAGGGCUCCAUGGUCACAGUCAAACACAUCAAUUCUUGCAUUUUAGAUCUUCAAAUCAAACGCUCAACUUCUUAAACUAAGCAAAGCGGAGCUCAUCUUCCCACCAUGGCAAUCGAGAAGGCCAUGGUCUCUCUCUUUCUAUUAGCUCUGUUCUUCAUUGGCGCCGCAUCUCAGAGUCCUGCUCCCAACGCUUACACCAACCACACAGUCGGCGGCGGCGCCGGGUGGUUCUUCAAUGUCACCACCGAAAAGACCUCCGCCGACUACUCUACUUGGGCCGCCACACAAACCUUCAAUCUUGGGGACUUCCUCAUUUUCAAUACGAACACUAACCAGACAGUUAUCCAAACAUACAAUGAGACCACAUAUAAGAGCUGCACCAUGGACGAUCCUUCUGAUGAUACCUACACGUUUCUAGGAGGCAGCAAUGAAUUUGGCAAAGCAGUAACUGUAGCAGUGCCACUGACCAUAGAGGGCGCGCAAUACUAUUUUUCAGGCGCUGAUGAUGGGGUCCAGUGCCAAAAUGGCAUGGCAUUUGAAAUAAAAGUUGGCCAUGGGCUUGGACUUCCUCCAAGCCUCAACCAACCCCCACCUCCACCCUAUGUUGAUCCAGCAUCUUCACCGAUAGAGUCCCCGCCUAUCACUGUCAUUGACAACUCACCAAAUAGAGGUGUGAGGUGCAGUAUAAGCAUAUUCCAAGUGGUAUUUGUGCUAGUUGCUUUAGUGUCAUAUUUGGUGUGAGCUUAGUUGUUACAGAUAUUUCAGUUCUCCUAGCCUACAUUUGUUAGAUUUUUGUAGUUGAUUAACUAAUGUCUUGGCUAAACAAUGUUAAGACAUUCUUCAUUUAAUUUGACAUUUUUUUUGUACAUUUUGCCCCUUGUGGUUUACCAUGCCUUCUGUGAGGCAAUAUACAUGGUUGUUGCAAAAAA
Messenger RNA from Ipomoea triloba (trilobed morning glory), 998 nucleotides. Its product is annotated as blue copper protein-like. The transcript has 2 exons. The record is from RefSeq and is a predicted model, not a curated record. Gene Ontology annotation, cellular component: plasma membrane. NCBI's taxonomy places the organism in Eukaryota, Viridiplantae, Streptophyta, Magnoliopsida, Solanales, Convolvulaceae. Gene Ontology annotation, molecular function: electron transfer activity. The coding region runs from base 175 to 810 and encodes 211 amino acids.